Messenger RNA from Neohortaea acidophila, 1818 nucleotides. Its product is annotated as putative zinc finger in N-recognin-domain-containing protein. NCBI's taxonomy places the organism in Eukaryota, Fungi, Ascomycota, Dothideomycetes, Mycosphaerellales, Teratosphaeriaceae. Gene Ontology annotation, molecular function: zinc ion binding; ubiquitin protein ligase activity. Gene Ontology annotation, cellular component: cytoplasm. The transcript has a single exon. Bases 93 to 1613 code for a protein of 506 amino acids. The record is from RefSeq and is a predicted model, not a curated record.
GUGAAGUUCGAUCUCUCAUCUCAUCUUUCGCCUGCACGUACUGAAAACGAUUGUCACCACACCCAUCGUCUUCCACGUCAGCAUCUCUCAAUAUGGAUCCUGCGUCAGCGCCGGCCCCCGAUGACGUCCCGCAAACGAACGGCGAUUCACAGAAUUCUCAGACCGCGCAAGACUUCAUCGCGUCGCAGCUCAGCCUGGAAGCAGAUGCACGUGAGGCGCUCCCAUACCAAUUCGACACAUGCACGAAACCACUUGGACCGCUGCGCCAGUCGGUGUAUGCUUGUCUAACCUGUACUCCCCCGCCUGCAUCGCCACACCAGCAGUUCACACCCGCCGGAGUAUGCUACAGCUGCAGCAUCAGCUGCCACGGCGAGCAUACUCUCGUCGAGCUCUUCUCCAAACGCGACUUUGUAUGCGACUGCGGUACUACGCGGAUAGAAAACAGCGGCACGCCUUGUAGUCUGCGACACAAUGUGGAGACUGGGCGAAAGGGAGGCGUCGUGAAAGAGAAGGCCAGGGAAGGGAAUCAGUAUAACCAGAACUUCCAGGGCAAGUUCUGUGCUUGUGGCGACGAAUACGAUCCGGAGAUGGAGAAGGGAACCAUGUUCCAGUGUCUUGGACUGGGAACGCUGGCUGAGGGUGGUUGUGGCGAGGACUGGUGGCAUCCGGAAUGCUUGAUGGGCCUACCUCGGAUAAAGGAUGCGCCGACAGAGCCGUCACACUCAAACGGUGUCUUGGAGACGGUCAAAGAGGAGACUGAUGAUACGACCCCAGCUGGGGAGGCUGCUACGACGGAACCUCCGACUCAUGAUGAUGGACACGGCCCCCCUGGCUUUCCGGAUGAAGACGACUUUGACCAUCUCAUCUGCUACAAAUGUGUCAAUGCUUUCCCUUGGAUCAAGCAGUAUGCUGCAAGUCAAGGCUUCUUGACAGCAGGCAAUCAUGCACAGGCCAAGGACACGCCUGAGGUCACGAGAACCGACUCGCCUUCCCAAGAACCAGACAGCAGGAAACGAAAGGCCGAAGAUGUACCAGAGGACUCGCAAGAGCUUAAGAAACUCAAGCCUGAUGAAUCCCAUGACGAAGCGACAACAACUCCGCAAACCAAUGGCCAUGCUCCGCAUCCCGCCAAACACGCCCUCCUCCCACCAGCACCAACAGACAACAACCUCACCCUCUACCUCAAAGAAGACUUCCGAGACCACCUCUGCCGCUGCCCCGCAUGCUUCCCCCUCCUAGCCAAACACAAACAACUCCUCGAAGAAGAGGAAGCGUACGAGCCCCCACUCUCCGAAAGCGAUGCCGGCUCCGACAUGCCCGGCCACCGCGCAAACAGCAUCAACUCCGGCUCACUGCUCGAGCGAGGCGAAGCCGCUUUGUCUUCCAUGGAUCGCGUGCGCGCCAUAGAGGGCGUUAUGGCGUACAAUCACGUCCGUGAUAAGGUGAAGGACUUUCUUAAGCCUUUUGCUGAGAGCGGGAAGCCGGUUGGCGCGGAGCAUAUCAAGGCCUAUUUUGCGAAGCUGAGGGGUGAUGAGCAGGCUAUUCGCGAGGCUGCUGUUGGGGCCAGCAGUGCGGGUGAGAAGGAUCAUAGGAGGGAGCAGGGCGGGUAUUAGCGAGGCACUGAUGGCGGUGUGUUAUAUUUGGAUGGAGUGAGAUGAUGGAUCAUUGGCUUGUGCUUCUCGGACCCGAAGGUCGAGACGAUCACGAUCUAAAACGUCUAUAGCAAUCGAGUAAAAAGGCUCGCUCCGUCACAGCACUGGAGGGGGAGGUUGUUAGCUUGACAUGAAUUGGUAGUGAAGACGGUAGUGAGAAACGGCU